GUUCAAAACGCCAUAAUUGUUUUGUACAUAUUUUUAGUUUCGAAUUGAAAAUUACACAAAAAAAGCUUUUAUACUUUCAUUUUUAAUAUUAAUUUCAAAUAAAAUAUGAAUUCAAAUGUAUUUAACCACUUUUUAGUUAAAAAAAACUAGUUUUUCAUCCCAAAAUAACACAGGAAAUACCUGACAUUUUUAACCUUAAAUUUAACUAUGUACUUGACGUAAAAAUUCAAACAUGCUGUAGAAAUUAUUUUAUUUCAAACUUUUUGAAAUUUUGUGGUCAAAUUAAAGUCAGGUGGAAGUACAAGUGACCAAGCAGUAUUUUCGAAAAUAUAACUUCAAAAUGACCUUAACUUUGAGUUCACAUGUGUUAAAAGAUGCAAUCAUUAUAAAAUCUAGUUGAAUAAAUUCAAUUUGGAGAACAAAAAACUUGGGUGAAGUGUUCUUUAAAAGAGUUCAACGAAGAAAAAAAGAAAUAAAAACUAUUUACGAUCUAAUUGAAAUCAGGACUUGUCUCGACAUAAAUAUCGACAAUAUUUAACAAAAAAAAUAUUAAAAUCAAUAACCAUCCUAAAAGUAUGCUUAUAAACUACAAAAUAUUUAUAAAAAAACGUUAAAAAACAUAAAAAAAUUUCGAUCUAGUAAUGCUUUUUUGUAAUAAAGCUAACCUGAGGCACAUUAGGCAUAAAUUAAUAUUAUUUUUAACACUAUCACAUUUAGUUUAUUAUUAUUUAUUCUUACACUGAGGAUAUUAAACAAACAAUUAUCUCACAACAAAAACAACACAAAAAAUGGGAAUUUUAAUCACAACUACUUAAUCACUUUCUUAUUAUUAAAAGUUACUUCGCUCCAUGGACGCCAUUAUUUAUGGCCGAUUAGACAACUAAUCAUGACAUUAGCUUAAAAUCUGGGUACGUUUUACUAAACAUAAAGGUUCACAAUAUGGCGUCUAGUUGAAAACGCGUUGUUCAUAAUAAAUAUUUCACAUAAAACGGGGUAAAUUUCAUGAAUAACCAUGAAUAUAGAUUUAAUUUUCAACAAAAAUCAUAAAAACCCACUUCCACCGACUUUAAUUGUUUGAGAGAAUAAACUGUACGCGAUGCGGAACUAUAUUCAGAGUGUGAAAAUGAACGUACUCUAUAUUGAUUCUCAUCGAUUGUCAUUAAGUUUGGUUUUAUAAAAUGGUGAAUUCAUUGCACCCCGUGUUGUUUAUUGAAAAUUGAAUAGACAAAAAGUAAAUAACGUGUAUUAAAUUAAUUAGUUAAUAACGUUAUUGUAUCUUGGAUCCUUAACAAGGUACUUAAAGCUUAAUAAAUGUAAUUAAAAAUGGCGCGAUUAUAACAAAUGUGCUUCGAGGACAGUUUUGAGGACGGACGGCGUUUUUUGGACUUUUAUUAUUUCUGGUGAUUGUGAAGUGGUGUGAAAUUAUUUUAAAUUGAAGGAGUUGAAUAGUUUCUGAAAUUAAUAUACAGGGUGAUUGAUAAAAGUUGUAAAUGAGGUAUAUACGACAAGAUAAGUGCUAAAAGAUACUUUGGAAUGUUUUCAAAUUCACAUUUCUCAGGUAAUGCAAACGGUUAGUUCGUCGAAAUUAACGCCACAAUGGACACCAAUACGCCCCAAUCUUUAAUCAACGAAUACACGGAAGUCUACAGUCGACUUCCUCUAAAAACCCAAUUGAUCUACGGUUCCGGACACGUCCUCAACGACGUCUGCGCGUCGAUGUGGUUCACCUACCUCCUGGUAUUCUUCCAAUACGUACUAGAAUUCGACAACGUCCAAACUGGUUUGCUGCUACUCAUAGGGCAAAUAGCCGACGCCGUAUCGACCCCGUUCGUCGGCUACAAUUCCGACAAAUCGGAAGGUUCGUGCAUAACUCGGUACGGCAAACGAAAAACCUGGCACCUGAUCGGCACCGGUUGCGUCCUCGGCGCCUUCCCCUUCAUCUUCUCCAGCUGCGUCGGUUGUUCGCGCGACCGCGAUUCGGCCGAACUCUUCUACUACGCCAUGUUCGUGAUUAUCUUCCAGUUCGGCUGGGCCUCGGUGCAAAUAUCCCAUUUGUCCUUGAUACCCGAGCUGACGCCGAACGAACGCGAUCGCACCAAAUUAACCGCCGUUCGGUACUCCUUCACCGUCAUGUCGAACGUUUUGGUUUACGUAAUCGCGUGGCUGGUGUUGCGUAUUAACGAAUCGUCGAAAAUAGGUCCGGGGGACGAAUUGAAGUUCGAACACGUCGUUUGGUCGGUGUUGAUCGUCGGUUCGACGUGCACGGCGGUGUUUCAAACUUACAUCAGCGAGGCGGAUAACGGCGCCGGCGUCGACGUUAGAGGUGGACAGAUCCGAUCCACUAUUGGCGAUUUGUUCAAAACUAUCGAGAUUUAUAGGAUAGCCGUGGUGUAUAUGUCGUCUAGAUUGUUUAUUAAUUUGUCUCAAGUAUUUAUUCCUUUGUAUUUACACGAAUCUCUCGAUAUGAACGCCAGUUCGUUGGCUUUGGUACCUCUGGUUAUGUAUGUAGGUAGUUUCGUCACGUCUUUGCUCGUAGAAACCGUCAACGGAGUUUUCGGAAGGAGUUCCACGUAUACUUUGGGUAGUUUUUUGGGUAUUAUCGCCGCUGUUUGGAUCAAAUUCGGGUACGGCGACGAUUAUUCGACGUAUUUCAUUUACGUCAUAGCCGUGAUCCUCGGCGCCGCCGGUUCUAUCGUUUUGGUGACCAGUAUAGGGAUUACGACCGAUUUUAUAGGGGAAGAUACUCAUAAUGGGGCUUUCGUUUUCGGGGUUAUGAGUUUUACUGAUAAAUUAUCGAACGGCCUAGCGGUUAUCGUUAUUCAGUAUUUCCACAGCGGUAUUUCCGAUAAAUAUUUUUAUAGGGACGUUUUGACUUAUAUUUGCGGGGGGUCCGUCAUGUGCGGCGCCGUGGCGGUCCUUUUCGGUACCUGCGGUAUACGUAGAUCGUACGAAAGGAUCCCCGAAAUUGUCGCUUGAAGAAUCUCGUCGUUUCCGAGGCUGGUUCGAAAUUAAACCGAAAUUAUUAAGUCGCAGACCUGAUAUUUUCGUACUUUUACCGCCUCCCCCGAUGCCUUUUUCGUUAAAAUAUCUCUACUUAUCACGGGAUUAUUCUAUCUUCGAAUCGCAGUCUUCGUCAAUUAACACGAGGCCGCCCCUGGCUACGUCUGAACAACACGGGCCAGGCCGACGCUGGCUUGUCUGCAGGACCGGCGUUGGUUUCAUGUUUAAUCGAAAAUUUUGAUUUAUAUUCAAACCAUCCUCGUAAUAAACGAAAUAUUUACGUUUAAUCGAUUAUCUGAAUAAAUGUAUAUACAAGAUGUGAUCGAAAAGUUUAAUCACAAUGCGGAAGUAAACUUUAGUUCAUUUUUUAAGUUUCUGUGGUUUAAAAUUGCAAAUUUUCGUCCGUGUUCGAGAUUAAAUGACAUCCAGGCACUUUUUUUAUCUUUAACUGUCCCAUUUCUACUCGUAAAUCUCAAAUAUCGCUUAUAAUCAUAGACAAAUUUUUUUUUGGGUACUUUUUUUACCUCGUAGUAUAGGUGGCGGUCCUUUUCGGUCCCUGCGGUAUACGUAGAUCGUACGAAAGGAUCCCAGAAAUUGUCGCUUGAAGAAUCUCGUCGUUUCCGAGGCUGGUUCGAAAUUAAACCGAAAUUAUUAAGUCGCAGACCUGAUAUUUUCGUACUUUUACCGCCUCCCCCGAUGCCUUUUUCGUUAAAAUAUCUCUACUUAUCACGGGAUUAUUCUAUCUUCGAAUCGCAGUCUUCGUCAAUUAACACGAGGCCGCCCCUGGCUACGUCUGAACAACACGGGCCAGGCCGACGCUGGCUUGUCUGCAGGACCGGCGUUGGUUUCAUGUUUAAUCGAAAAUUUUGAUUUAUAUUCAAACCAUCCUCGUAAUAAACGAAAUAUUUACGUUUAAUCGAUUAUCUGAAUAAAUGUAUAUACAAGAUGUGAUCGAAAAGUUUAAUCACAAUGCGGAAGUAAACUUUAGUUCAUUUUUUAAGUUUCUGUGGUUUAAAAUUGCAAAUUUUCGUCCGUGUUCGAGAUUAAAUGACAUCCAGGCACUUUUUUUAUCUUUAACUGUCCCAUUUCUACUCGUAAAUCUCAAAUAUCGCUUAUAAUCAUAGACAAAUUUUUUUUUGGGUACUUUUUUUACCUCGUAGUAUAGGUGGCGGUCCUUUUCGGUACCUGCGGUAUACGUAGAUCGUACGAAAGGAUCCCAGAAAUUGUCGCUUGAAGAAUCUCGUCGUUUCCGAGGCUGGUUCGAAAUUAAACCGAAAUUAUUAAGUCGCAGACCUGAUAUUUUCGUACUUUUACCGCCUCCUUUGAUGCCUUUUUCGUUAAAAUAUCUCUACUUAUCACGGGAUUAUUCUAUUUUCGAAUCGCAGUCUUCGUCAAUUAACACGAGGCCGCCCCUGGCUAAGUCUGAACAACACGGGCCAUGCCGACGCUGGCUUGUCUGCAGGACCGGCGUUGGCUUCAUGUUUAUUCGAAAAUUUCGCUUUAUAUUCGAACCACCCUCGUAAUAAACGAAAUAUUCAAGAUUUUGCUACUCCAAAUCGAUUAUCUAAAUAAACGUAUAUACAAAGUGCGAUCGAAAAGUUUAAUCACAAUGCAGAAGUAAUCUUUAGUUCAUUUUUUAAGUUUCUGUGGUUUAAAAUUGCAAAUUUUCGUCCGUGUUCGAGAUUAAAUGACAUCCAGGCACUUUUUUUAUCUUUAACUGUCCCAUUUCUACUUGUAAAUCUCAAAUAUCGCUUAUAAUCAUAGAAAAAUUUUUUUGGGUACUUUUUUUAAUUUUUACAAAGUCUAGGUACCUCGUAGUAUCGUAUUUUCUUAUAAAAAGUGAAUAUACAAGGGACUAAAUACGUACCCUUGAAACUUUCUUAAACGAAUCACUCUAUAUAAUUUGACGUAAUAUAUUGCUUAAUAAAAAUUAAUAUAAAUGAAAAACCCUGUAUAAAUCGUAAUAUGUAGUGUCAAAUGAGUCAAAUUUUUGUACUAGACAUAAAAAAAAUUCAUAAAAACAAAUCAGUUUGUGCAAAAAUUUAUGAUCCAUCCUGUAUAACCGAAAAUGCUUAAUGCCUGAAAUAAUUUAGAUCGAUAUGAAAAUUUCAUACGAUAAAUUUAAUUGGAGAAAGUUGUUCCUUAACGUCCAAUCAAACAACUAAUCACCCUGUAUUUAUUAUUAUAUUUAUAACAAAGAAAAUAUUGUGAUUUUAUACGAGGUGUGACACUGUAAACUUACAUUAAUUUUUUUUGGUCUAUUUUCUAAAUUUCUGCAUUAAAAGAACCACCCUAUAUUCAAUUUUUUUCCAUAGAUUGGAUUUUUUUCAAAAUUGCUAUCAUAAAUGAAAUAAUUAAAAUAGUUUAACACAAUUUACCUAGAUCCGGACCUGUAAUUUAUUCACAAAUUAUUUGAUGGAAGCCAAUUGACUACCGAAAAUUUCAAAUAAUCUAUUUUCGUUAUACUCUCGAUAAUUUUAUAUAUUUUUGAACAAAUUUUUAUUAACUAUGCCUAGUUUGUAAAAAUAAAAAAAAAUCAUGUGGAAUAAAAAAUCUUGUUUUUUGUUGGGCAAUAUCGUAAACAAGAAAGGAAACUAUCAUUAUGACAAGGUAACAUACCAUACGUUCCGCUACCUCAUAGUAGAUGUCGCGACUAUCACUAUAUAUAUUUAUAUACGUUUAGUACGUUGAAAUUUUUUAUUCGACAAUUUAAACAUUAAAAUGAACGUAGAAUUGAAUAUUUAGAAUACAGGUGUUUUUAACUUUUGUUAAUAGCAGCUGGAAUUAUUUCUAAAAAUUCAUUUAUAUACAAAUCUAACCUAAAAACCUUUUUAUAUUCACUAUUUUCUAAAUGUGAUAAAGUAUAUUGUAUACUCAUUGAUUGUGAUUGUUAGAAAAAUAAAAAUGUGA
Molecule: messenger RNA, 5910 nt
Organism: Diorhabda sublineata
Lineage: Eukaryota; Metazoa; Arthropoda; Insecta; Coleoptera; Chrysomelidae
Product: major facilitator superfamily domain-containing protein 12-like
Exons: 2
Coding region: 1597-2976 (459 amino acids)
Biological process (GO): carbohydrate transport
Cellular component (GO): membrane
Molecular function (GO): symporter activity
Source: RefSeq, a predicted model, not a curated record